CUCUUUAAACAUGAUAAGGAUGCUAAAGCGUCACCAGCUCGACAUGGGAAUGAUUUUAUUACUCUUAUGGCUCUGUUGUUUUAUUGAAGAACAAAAAGUGCAAGCUGGUAACUGCUGGCUACAGCAAGGGAAGAACGGGAGAUGUCAGGUUCUCUACAUGCCUGGGAUGAGUCGGGAGGAAUGUUGCCGAAGUGGGAGGCUCGGUACAUCUUGGACCGAGGAAGAUGUGCCAAACAGCACAUUAUUCAGGUGGAUGAUCUUCAAUGGCGGUGCUCCCAACUGCAUACCUUGUAAAGAGACGUGUGAUAAUGUGGACUGCGGCCCUGGGAAGAGAUGUAAAAUGAACAGGAGGAGUAAGCCGCGCUGCGUCUGUGCCCCAGACUGCUCCAACAUCACCUGGAAGGGGCCGGUGUGCGGCUCGGAUGGAAAAACAUACAGAGACGAAUGUGCCCUUUUAAAAUCAAAAUGCAAAGGGCAUCCGGACCUGGAGGUGCAGUAUCAAGGAAAAUGCAAAAAGACGUGCCGUGAUGUCCUGUGUCCUGGCAGUUCGACUUGCGUGGUGGACCAGACCAACAACGCAUACUGCGUGACAUGCAACCGUAUCUGCCCAGAGGUGACGUCUCCCGAGCAGUACCUUUGUGGCAACGAUGGAAUUGUCUAUGCCAGCGCGUGCCAUUUAAGAAGAGCCACGUGUUUGCUUGGUAGAUCCAUCGGAGUGGCAUACGAAGGGAAAUGUGUCAAGGCCAAGUCAUGUGACGACAUCCAUUGUAGCGCUGGAAAGAAGUGUCUUUGGGACGCCAAGAUGGGUCGCGGCCGCUGUGCGAUUUGCGCCGACUCGUGUCCUGAAAGUCGCUCGGAGGAGGCGGUGUGCGCCAGCGACAACACCACGUAUCCCAGCGAGUGUGCCAUGAAGCAGGCCGCUUGCUCUUUGGGGGUUCUCCUGGAGGUUAAGCAUUCAGGAUCUUGCAACUGUAAGUAACACAUAUUAAAAGACAAUCCAAUGCUGCCCCCAGCAACCUGCCCCCAAACCCCCACCCUCUCCAAAUAACGCCUCUUCAAUACCUUCCUGCUGCUAAGAUUUAAUCUACAGAAAGGACUAAAGAUUGGAAGUUCUUUGCAUGUCCUCUUGGCUGGCUUCAUUCAUUUUGCAUUUUUGGGAAAAGAAUACGGCGAUAUUCAAAAAAGAUAAAUCAAAUGAAGAUCCGUGUAAACAAAUGUUUUAAAGAACUCUCUCUAGGAGUCCUUAUAUACUAAUAUUCUUCAUUUAACUAACAAGAAAAUAUGUGCAGACUAACUUUUGCAGUUAGUGGAAGACGUCACACUUGAAUUCUAGAUCAGUUUGUAAGUGACCCGUUGCGGUUGCUGUUCGAGUUCAUUUUCCCAUUUGUUCUAGUGUAAAUGUAGAGAUAUAUAUACAAUCAUAUCAGCGUGUUGAUUCCAUUGUCACAUAGCUAUGUAAGUGUUUUUAUGAAUUGUUUUUGUUUGAUUUCUGCUUUUGGCUGUAAUCAAUGAUUUCAAAUGCACUAUGACAUAAAUAGCUCUGCCGAUCUGUCCGAGGGUUUGAAAAGAGACGAAUUCUUACGCUCACAUAAGGUGAUUGUAACAUUGGUGCCAUUGUUUUCGAUUCAAAAAGAAAUUGUAUUGCUCAACUUGUAGACUACCUAUUUUGACCGAGCUAGCUGUGAUGGAAACGUGACAGCAGCAAUGAGGAAACAUUCCAAUUCGUGAUAGCAAAUAUAUCGAUUGAUCACUGUGAAGAAAUCCUCAUUUCUCAUCUUGACUGCGUACCUUAAUGUUAUUGUGCCUCAAGGUACGUACAUCAUAUCAAGGGACCAACUUUAGGAUCACCUCAUGGUUUGAAUGACUACAGCAUUUUACAGUUUGCAGGACAAAAAUACGUUGUGUGUAGAGCAAUGCUUUCUCGAUUCUUCUCUGCUGUUAGACGGCUAACAAAAGCAAGGUGAAUUUGUGUAUGCAGUGAUUUUGUGUUGUCCUAAGAAUUGUUCAUUUGUCUGUGAGGGACUUGUUCCAUUGCUUUGCUUGUCUCGUUUUUUCAAUGUAGAAAAAUAUAUAUUAUAUAUACCUCAGACCUGUGCCAUUGACCAUGUAGCUACGGUCGGUGGAUGCACAGGGUGUCACCCUGCCAAGUAACAACUGUGCAUCCAAAAUAAUGGAUUUUGACACGAAACCAGAAAAAAAGCAGCCAGUCGUGGAAUGCAAGAGCACUUUUUUUGUCUCAAUUCACGCCAAACAGACCUGAGCCUUUAAAGCCUCCCAUCAGACUUCUUCUGUCACAGAACUGACUUUUAUUAUGUAAAUCUCGUUGCAUUAUUUUGGUCACACAUCAAGUAGCCUAAACACACAUAAACACGGAAAGCUAGAGUAUGGCUUUCUCAGAGGCGUUGGGAUAAAGACUAUAACUCAAACAUAAAUUCUGCGCUGUUGUGGUCCAUAUUCAUACAACAGCUACCAUGUAUUCUCCCAUAUAGCCAUUACUGAAGACCAGGAGGAUGAUGACGAUGAGGAAGACCAGGACUACAUGGCUUAUGUCCAUUUAUCACCAGUACUGGAUGGAUAAAGCGCCAUCAUCCGGUGGAACAGACCUAGGGCAAGGAAUCAUGUCCACACUGUACAUAUGUGUAUGCUUAUUUAUUUUUCAGAGGAAAAAUUAGAGGUAUACAUGUAUUUCAGUCUGCUCGAUGUUUAUUUAUACAUUGUUUUAUAAUUUAUACAUUUACAGUGUCUGGCUUACUGUCUUGUCAUGUUGAUUUGUUUUCCCUUUUCUUCUUCUUUUUUAUUAUGACCGAGAAAUAUAUUUGUCCAAAGAGAAGCAGUGUUAUUUAUUGUGAGGUAAAACGCUACCAUGUAAAGUGUGAGUCAUCUGCAAGCUGUAAAUUGCAUUUUCCCGAGCUGUAUAAACGCUUAUCAAUGUCAAUUCUGUAUCACAGAUGUUUAUUUCACACAUACUUGCAUGUUAGCUUGUGUUUAUUUAUUGGAAAAAAUGGAAACACGUAGGAAAAAACGUCACUCUUUAAUGUACAUGUAUAUUUCUGGUUUUGUUUACAGUUUAGCGUAACUGACCAAAGGGAUUUUAAAGUUUUGUGGUCCGACGCUGCAGGUUAACAUUAAAUGAGCCUUUUCUCAUAUAGGAAACUCCUGGCAAUUUGCUAAAGCGUCCUCAUUGAACAGCAGCAACAGCUCAACCUUUUGUCGAAAGUCGCAGCGGUUGAUACUUUGAGAAAAGUGUGCCAUUAAGCUUUUUUGUGUUGUUUGCCAAUAUUCUGCUCAACAUUGUGCUCCAUAUUGCUCUUGCAGAGCUAACAAAAG
Messenger RNA from Triplophysa dalaica, 3327 nucleotides. It is a transcript of the gene fsta, whose product is annotated as follistatin a. Gene Ontology annotation, molecular function: activin binding; protein binding. NCBI's taxonomy places the organism in Eukaryota, Metazoa, Chordata, Actinopteri, Cypriniformes, Nemacheilidae. The record is from RefSeq and is a predicted model, not a curated record. The transcript has 5 exons. Gene Ontology annotation, biological process: negative regulation of activin receptor signaling pathway; multicellular organism development; cell differentiation. The coding region runs from base 11 to 979 and encodes 322 amino acids.